GUUGCAAAAUAUUAAGUUGGAAUUUUUGCCGCCACAUACCACAUCGGUUAUUCAACCAUGUGAUGCUGGGAUUAUUAAAAAUUUCAAAGCUAAUUAUCGUAAGCUAUUAGUAAAAAAAUGGAUUGAUGAUAUAGAAAAUGAACUUGAGCAGGUGUUAGAAGAACUAGAAAUGUCAUACGAUUGUAUUAAAUUGUCAGCAGAGGAAUAUAUAAAUGUGGAUGAAGAAUUACAAACGAUGGAUACACCAACUGAAGAAUCUGUUGUCAGAGAUAUUCUUAAAGAGCAAGAUGAAUUGAUUCCGUAUAAUGAGGGAAAAAUAGCAUUGGAAGUUGCAAAAAAAUAUCUUGAGCAAUCACAAUUUGCUACUGAAGAUGAUAUUUAUUUGUUACGACAAAUAAUUAAAAAGGCAGAAAGUUAUUACCGAUCUAGCCUUAAACAAACAACUAUUGAUAAAUAUUUUAUUACUCAAUAG
Molecule: messenger RNA, 472 nt
Organism: Racocetra fulgida
Lineage: Eukaryota; Fungi; Glomeromycota; Glomeromycetes; Diversisporales; Gigasporaceae
Source: the annotation of a GenBank genome assembly